GCCCGGGGGUGGGGCCAGCGCGUAUAAAGGGGCGCAGCGGGCUGGGCGUUCCACAGGCCGAGUGCGCUGUGCUCGAGGGGUGCCGGCUAGGCCCGACUGAGAGCAAGCGGAUAGGCAGGCAAGCUCCGAGGGGGCGCGGCCCAAGCUGGACAGGACAAGCGAUCGAGACGCAGGAGCCGUCCAUCACCAAUCAGCCAGCCUUCGACCAUGGGCAUGUCCGACGUGUACCUCCGCAGCAGAACAGCGAUGGAACGCUUGGCCUCCAGCGACACCUUCCCAGUGAUAGCGCGCAGCAGCGCCUGCCGCAGCCUCUUCGGGCCUGUAGACCACGAGGAGCUGGGCCGCGAGCUGCGGAUGCGCCUGGCGGAGCUGAACGCCGAGGACCAGAACCGCUGGGACUUCAACUUCCAGCAGGAUGUGCCUCUUCGAGGCCCUGGCCGUCUGCAGUGGAUGGAGGUGGACAGCGAGUCUGUGCCCGCCUUCUACCGCGAGACGGUGCAGGUGGGGCGCUGUCGCCUGCAGCUGGGGCCCCGGCCACCCCCGGUGGCCGUGGCUGUCAUCCCGCGUUCUGGGCCGCCGGCUGGCGAGGUCCCCGACGGCCUAGAGGAGGCGCCUGAGCAACCGCCCAGCGCCCCAGCCUCGGCCGUGGUCGCGGAGCCCACCCCACCCGCGACCCCGGCCCCGGCCUCAGAUCUGACCUCAGACCCGAUUCCGGACAUGACCCCGGUCGCGACCUCGGACCCGACUCCGGACCCAAUCCCGGACGCGAACCCGGACGUGGCGACUCAGGACAGCGAGGAGCAGGUCCCUGAGCAGGUCCCUGAGCAGGUCUCUGAGCAGGGCGAGGAGUCGGGUGCUGAGCUGGGUGCUGAGCCGGGUGCUGAGCUGGGAACUGAGCCGGUCUCUGAGCAGGGCGAGGAGCAGGGCGCGGAGCCGGUCGAGGAGAAGGACGAGGAGCCAGUCGAGGAGAAGGAUGAGGAGCCGGUGGAGGAGCAGGGCGCUGAGCCGGUCGAGGAGCAGAACGGAGAGCCGGUCGAGGAGCAGGACGAGAAUCAAGAGCAGCGCGGCCAGGAGGACCAGCCUCUCUCGGGGAUUCCAGGACGUCCUGCAGCCGGGACUGCUGCAGCCAAUGCGAACGACUUCUUCGCCAAGCGCAAGAGAACUGCGCAGGAGAACAAGGCGUCAAACGACGUCCCUCCAGAGUGUCCCUCUCCAAACGUGGCUCCUGGGGUGGGCGCGGUGGAGCAGACCCCGCGCAAACGUCUGCGAUGAGUUAGUUUAGAGCCUAACGGCCAGAGAGAAUUUGCUGGGCAUCUGGGCAGCGGACGAUGGAAGAACUCUGGGCUUCGGCUGGAACCUUUCGUUCAUGUAGCAGGAACUGGAGAUGGCUGCGCAGAGCAGCCCACGGUUUUGUGGAAAUCUGAAAACUGUGCAAUGUAUUGAGAACACUCUGUACCAUGCAUGUGCAAGGAGUACGCUGGUCCCAAGGUGUAAAGCUUUAAAUCACUUAUGUAAAAUGUUUAAUCUCUACUCGCUCUCAGUGGAAAAAAAAAAGAAAAAAGAGAGAGAGAGAAACUAGAAAAUGUAGAACGAAGGAAGAAGAUGAGAAAAGGAAAAAAAUGUAUAUUUGUACAAAAAAGUUAAAAAAUUAUGAUAACUUAAUAUUUGUAUUUAUCCAUGCGUGAACCCCUCUGUCACGCAACUGCUGGGUUAUUGAUUAUUACCAAAGGCACUAGAAAUCACCAGCUUCAGAUUACCCACAAAUGUAAAUCUACUUUUUAUAUUAGACUCUAGGGUUGUUGAGUAAAAGCCCCCACACGUUCAUCUUCAGUUAGCUUACAGUGUCCCCCACUUUAUUAGAUUGCUCUUAAACUUGGUGACCAGACUGUCGAAAUGGUUCCUGUACUGCCCAUACCAACUGCCCAGGGCUCCUCGUCCGCCAGGUUCUAAAUAAAGAGGCCCAACAAAAAUCACA
Grammomys surdaster is the source of this 1975-nucleotide messenger RNA. It is a transcript of the gene Cdkn1c, whose product is annotated as cyclin dependent kinase inhibitor 1C. The transcript is spliced from 4 exons. Gene Ontology annotation, cellular component: nucleus. The record is from RefSeq and is a predicted model, not a curated record. Lineage: Eukaryota; Metazoa; Chordata; Mammalia; Rodentia; Muridae. Gene Ontology annotation, biological process: regulation of cell cycle. Gene Ontology annotation, molecular function: cyclin-dependent protein serine/threonine kinase inhibitor activity. The coding region runs from base 208 to 1272 and encodes 354 amino acids.